Messenger RNA from Aspergillus ruber CBS 135680, 495 nucleotides. RefSeq names its product Galectin-3. The transcript has a single exon. The coding region runs from base 1 to 495 and encodes 164 amino acids. The record is from RefSeq and is a predicted model, not a curated record. NCBI's taxonomy places the organism in Eukaryota, Fungi, Ascomycota, Eurotiomycetes, Eurotiales, Aspergillaceae. Gene Ontology annotation, molecular function: carbohydrate binding.
AUGGGCAUCAAAGAUGAACAACUCGUCUCCCUUAACGCAAGGACUAGCCUAGACUCGCCCCUUAAAAGGGAUAGCCUUGUCCUUCUGCACUCUCGACAGUUAAACCUAAGACCCGAACCGGAAGUCUAUAUUGACAACACCAACGUCAAUUUCUAUAAUGACGAAGGAGACAAUCUUCUUCACAUAUCAUUCCGCCGUGUUGAGAAAGAAAUUGUCUUCAAUAGUGGACCGGUAGGCGGCGACUGGGGCGACGAAGAGAGAGUCGAUCUACCGGGCGUAUUUUUCAGGGAUGACUCAUAUGUCAUUGUUUAUGACCACGGAGACCGCUAUCAGAUUCUUAUUGAUGGUCGCACUGUGCACUAUUUCACCAAGCGCCAGGGUGGGGAAGGAACAUCUGUGGGAUACUCUGUCAAUGACGGAACCGUCAGCCCCAUCUUCUCUUCUACACUUGGUGUUGUCCCAAGUCCUCACUUGAACCACGUUCUGGAUAUUUGA